Messenger RNA from Talaromyces atroroseus, 1644 nucleotides. RefSeq lists its product as hypothetical. The coding region runs from base 1 to 1644 and encodes 547 amino acids. The record is from RefSeq and is a predicted model, not a curated record. Gene Ontology annotation, molecular function: dihydroorotase activity. NCBI's taxonomy places the organism in Eukaryota, Fungi, Ascomycota, Eurotiomycetes, Eurotiales, Trichocomaceae. Gene Ontology annotation, biological process: 'de novo' pyrimidine nucleobase biosynthetic process; pyrimidine nucleotide biosynthetic process. Gene Ontology annotation, cellular component: cytoplasm. The transcript is spliced from 9 exons.
AUGCAAUUGAAGGACUUGGCUUCGCUUGAGCUGCCUCCGACGGCGGAUAUGCAUGUCCAUCUUCGGCAGGAUGCUAUGAUGGAGCUGUGCACUCCCCUCGUGGAGAAAGGAGGCUGUGAUACAGUAUUUGUAAUGCCUAACCUGACACCAAAAGUGGGCAGUGUCUCCGAUGCAUUGAAGUAUUACGAAAAGUUGCAGAAAAUUGCACCCAAUGUCAAGUUCCUGAUGUCGCUCUAUUUGCACACUGGAUUAACGGAAGAGGAAAUCGAGAAGGCUGCCAAGUCAGGGAUUAUUUACGGGGUCAAAUUCUACCCUGCCGGUGUGACUACAAAUUCCCAAGAAGGAGUCUUCGACAUAGAGCAGCUAUAUCCCGUCUUUGCUGCUAUGGAGAAGCAUGACUUGGUCUUGAACCUACACGGCGAGAUGAUCAGCACGCCGCCUAGCGCCGUAGGAAAGCAGAAAGAGCCUGUUGUCACUGUGCUCAAUGCUGAACCUCUCUUCAUUCCUCAGCUUGCCAAGCUGCAUGCGGCAUUCCCAAAGCUGAGGAUCAUUUUGGAACAUGUCAGCACUAAGCAAGGCCUGGAUGCUGUCCGAGCCUGCGGACCAAAUGUUGCAGGAACAAUCACAGCGCAUCAUCUACAUAUCACAAUCGACGACGCUGUAGGAGACGUCUUCAACUUCUGCAAGCCAGUUGCAAAGACACCUGAGGAUCGCUUAGCUUUGCUCAAGGCGGUUACCGAAGGCUCUGGCAAAUUCUUCUUUGGGAGUGAUUCUGCCCCUCACCCAAUCCAGUCCAAGAAAGGAGCAGGUGCCACGGCAGCCGGAUGCUUCACACAACCAUACGUAUCUCAAAUCGUGAUUGAAGCUCUGGAAGAGGCCGUUGAACAGGGAUGGGUUAGUGAAAGCGAACUUACUGUUGAGGCUAUUGAAGGCUUCUUGUCGCUCUUUGGCCGCAAGUUCUACAAAUUGCCCCCUCCAAGUGGAACAAAGAAGAUUCGUCUCGAGAAGAAGGGAGAGAAAAUCCCAUCAAUUGUUAGAUCAGCGGAUGGGGCUGUCGAGGUUGUUCCAUGGGGUAGGGGACGGGAAAUCAGGUCGUUGUCAGACGACAGUCCUGUGGCUAUGGAUGAGCUUUUCCAAUACUGGCCGCCUCACGAACAGGUGACAAUGACAAUCCCGGUGUACAUUCUGUCGGCCUACACUUUCCAAGAUCAUAAAAGCCCCGUGAAACUAAGUCUACGCGAGCAUCAGGCGGCAUUUGUAAGCCAGAUUUCAGAUGUUUUGGACAAGGAGAUCUGCAUCAACAUCGCCGAAAAGGCUCCCUCCUUCGUAAAGGAGCCGAUAAUCAACAUCGUAUUCGACGAAAAACAUGACCAAAAGGGGCCCUCUCAAUUUGUUGCUCGCUUGGGCAACCGCCUCACUACUGGCGAGGUAGAGACUUUAGUGGAGAAGCUUAUUGCCACUCUGCAUUACAUGCUAUCUACCAGAAAGGAGCAUGAAUAUCACAUCAAGGUGUUUUGUCAUUUGAAGGAUUCUGACCGCCUGCCCUACAUCACUGCACCAUUUGACAAGGCUGGUCUGAAAUACGAAUCGGACACUUACGACUCUUUCGAAUUGACUAUUGUGAAUGGGCCAGAGGACAAAUGA